AUGUUCAUUUUGAGUGUGCUAGAGGGGAUGGUCUUAUUGUUUUAUGUAGGAUAUUUGGUUAGAGAAUACUCAUAAUAAUAAGUACCAUUCUAUGUGAAAUUGUUAACAUACAUUUCAUGGAUCCUUUCAUUUGGAAUUGUAUUUAUCAUACCUCAUGACAUCUAUUACACAAUUAAUGAUUAUGGGGAUGGCUAUGAAUAUACUGUAAUAUUAUGGAAAUGGAUAUAUUGGGGGAACUUCAUAUUAUGCUGGUGAUAUUUAUUCAUUUAUUCGUUUUAGGCUAAUAUUACCAAUUUGUUAGGAAUAUGAAGAUGCAGGAGAAUUCAGUUGUAAAGACAAAUUGAUAAGAUCUUUUAAGAACAAUUUAAUUAUUUAUGCUUAUUUUUUAUUGUUUGGUUUAAUCUUUAUUGCCUACCUAGCUAUAUUUAACAAAUUGGACUUUAAUUCAAUUUUAAAAGUGUUAGUAGCUUUGGCUUAUGCAUUGUAUUUAUAAAUUAUAAUCAAAGUGGCAUCUUGUUAGUAGUUAUAUUGUUAGGACAUGGUUUAGUUGCAAUCCCAAGAGAAUACUGGAGGAAAGCACAAUAUGAAAAAUGCUUAAAAGCACUUUAUUUAGAGGCUGCCCAAAUCAAUCAUACUAUUUAAGAACUUUACAUCUAAUUAUUCAAUAUGACUAUUGAAUUGAUAUAAAAUAAAUAAAGCAAUCAAAAUUAAUAAUGUAUAGAUUAUAUAUUGAAUGAAGUAAAAUAAAUAUAGAUAUAAAUUUUUAGAUCCCUUAUGAAAUAAUUGAGGAUGCUUCUCAUAAGAUAUUGGAUACUAUUGAAGUUAAAUAACUAUCAUCUUUUUGUGAAAUUAAUAAGAAAGUUAAAAAGAAAGCUGCAGAAUAUAAGAGAGCUUAAACUAAAUGGGAUCAUAUUUGCACUGAAUGCUUUCUCUUAGAAGACAUGAUUGAUAAUGAAUUUAGUGUGCAUUACAAAAUUAGAUCAACUCUACGUUAUCCAAAGACUGGUUAAUUUGGUCAUUAUAUUGAUAUAGUAGAAUGGCUAUGGUACACUAAGAUAAAGAAGGCUUAUUUAUUAUCAUUGUGUGUGAUUUUCUCAAUAUUAUCAAGCAUUGUAAUAUUAUCAGAGAUAUCAUGCUUUACAGAAUUUGACUUUAAUAUUCUUAGUAGAAUAAUUAAUGUGAAUGGAUUCAUGCAUACAUAGAUAUCAAUUUUGAUUCCUUUAAUGUAUAUAUCUUUUUGUGCUUUUUAUGGACUAUUUCACAUUAAUUUUGCUGGAAUGUAUGGGUUUUAUAAUCACUAAUAAACUGAUGCACCUAGUUUGAUGUUUGGUUCAAUGUAAAUAUAAUAUUGUUAAUAUUAUUAGUAAUUUUUCAAGAGUAUCAUUUCCUUUAACCUUCAAUUUUUUACAAAUGAUACAUAUUUAAGGCACUCCUUUUGAAGAUGUAGUUGGCAAUAUGGAUACUAGUUCUGUAUUAGGGAUGUCUUUUUCAUAUUCAUUACCUGUAUUGUUGAUAAUGGCAUCAAUUUUCAAUUUCUUUGAAGUUUAUGAUAAAAUUCUUUAAGUUGUUGGAUUACCUUAAUUCAAAUUUUCGUAAACUUAAUUCAAUAGUGAAGAGGGAGAGCGAUUAAUUUGCAAAGCAAGGGUGAAGAGAGAGAGAGAUAUAUUGAAUAAGGUUAAUAUAAAGUUUUUGGAUUAAUGUGAAAUGCGGGAAUUGGAUAGCAGAAUGAUUUAAUUUGUAUGAUAA
Paramecium primaurelia is the source of this 1746-nucleotide messenger RNA. The record is from the annotation of a GenBank genome assembly. NCBI's taxonomy places the organism in Eukaryota, Ciliophora, Oligohymenophorea, Peniculida, Parameciidae.